Molecule: messenger RNA, 1345 nt
Organism: Klebsormidium nitens
Lineage: Eukaryota; Viridiplantae; Streptophyta; Klebsormidiophyceae; Klebsormidiales; Klebsormidiaceae
Source: the annotation of a GenBank genome assembly
AUGCCCCACAAAUUCUCUGGCACCAUUUACUUCCUCGACCUUGAUCCUUGGUCAGAAAAGAGGAGUUUUGUGACCGGAUUAUCCAACUGGAGAUCCCUUUGGAAAAAUAGCUCGAGAGACACCCUCCCUCCUCACGUCGAGAAGAUUCCCGUCAACUCAAUCGUGCUUGCUGCGAAGAGCCGUGUGCUGCGCACCAUGAUGUCCAACGGGAUGAGAGAGUCCGACAAAGACACGCCACUGAUCGUAAAGGUAACAAACAAAGAAAGCCAGGCUUUCAAGGAGAUGCUCUGCUUCCUGUACUGCGGCACACUUUCGCCUAGCGUGCAAGAGCCCACAACGCCCGUAUGCGACCUCGUAAAUCUUCUUCUUAUUUCCGACAAGUUUGGAGUGCCGUCACUAAUGGGCGCCGUUGUAACGCUUCUCGGCAAUCGGGACCACGCCGUUUCCGCGAGCGCCGAGCUGCAACUCGCCUCAUCCGGGACAGUGUCCGGGCUUCAAGCAAGCUGCUGACGUGGCACGGGCUCACAUUGCUGAGGACCUCCGGACGGCUUACGCUUUGGAGGAAUUGGAGUGGAGUCCGGAAACGGCUGCGGAGCUGCUGCAGUUGUUUCAACGGCAUGAAUACGAUGCCCGUGACCUGAACAGAGCAAACAUGAACGCAGAUAACCGGGACAAUUUCCUUGGAAGAAUCACGUCACGGCCCCGAGCGGCUUUUUGUGUAGCUUUGGCUUUGUUGCCAUCAGUUCGGCACUGACUUAUACGCAUUCCGAACGCGUUAGUAGUGGGCUUAUCAGCGGCCACUCUUCUAGCCCUGCGGUACGACUCUAGGGUAAGUAGGGCAAAGGCAAGAGAAACAGGGGAGAGGGCGCUGUACAGAAAACUUUGUGGGAAGGUCCUUAAGGCAAUUGCCGGGAGACCAGGAGCACACCCUCCGAGUGAAAUUGAACUAGCCGCUCGAUAUUCUCCUUUCUUCUUGGAUGAGAAAAUGAAGCGCCCGGUGGUGUCUGGGGGAAGUUUGAUCCGCCGGAACUUUUGAAAGAUGGCAAGAUACGUACGUGAAUAGAUAAGAUGCUGGCCGGCGCGGGGAUCAGCGGGUUUUUCAAGUUGGGCAGCCAAGCAAUCAAUUUGCCAGAGCCAAUUCUGCUGCUACUUUGAUUGCUCAGUGAAUCCUGCACGAGCACGCAUCAAGAUAGCUGUCCUUUUUGGUGAGGACGGUGUAAGUGAUUCUGGAGUGCGUAGCACAUCCAAUCGAACCGGCGAUGUACAUAGAAAUCGUGCACGAUUUACCGAGUGACCACGUACUAACCCUAGUAAGCAUAUUUAAGAUGCAUGAUCUCUACGGUGC